This is a messenger RNA of Coregonus sp. 'balchen', 21435 nucleotides long. The record is from the annotation of a GenBank genome assembly. Lineage: Eukaryota; Metazoa; Chordata; Actinopteri; Salmoniformes; Salmonidae.
AUGUCCGUUCAGCAGCAGCUGGAGAGGAAGGACAGUCAGAGCAGCUCCCAGCACAGUGUGUGCAGCCAUCGCAGCACCCACACAGACUCACCCAGCCACCCCCCCUCCAACAUGUCCAGUGAGGCCAUGGCCCCCCCUCCGGCCGCACCCACUCAGCCGCUGCCUGGCCUGCCUCCCCUGCCCACCCAGGACCCUGGAGAUGGCACCAUGACCCUCCAGAAGAAGCCAGACCCCUUCAAGAUCUGGGCCCAGUCCAGGAGCAUGUAUGAGAGCAGACGUGAGUAGACUCAAAAUCAAAUACUUCAUUGUGGUUUAUGAUGACAACUUAUAAAGGUAGGUUCAACAAUGCUGCCGAACACAAUUUGAUAUAUGUUUUUUUUUUAUGUCUAAGGCACUGCAUCGCAGUGCUAGAGGCGUUACUACAGACCCGGGUUCAUUCCCAGGCUGCGCCACAACCGGCCGUGGCCGGGAGUCCCAUAGGAUGGCGCACAAUUGGCCCAGCGUCGUCAGGGUUAGGGGAGGGUUUGGCAGGGUGGGCUUUACUUGGCUCAUCGCGCCCUAGCGACUCCUUGUGGCGGGCCAGGUGCCUGCAGGCUGACCCCGGUCACCAGUUGAACGGUGUUUCCUCUGACACAUAGGUGCGGCUGGCUUCCGGGUUAAGCUGGCAGGUGUUAAGGAGCGCGGUUAGGCGGGUCAUGUUUCGGAGGAUGCAUGACUCCACGUUCACCUCUCCCGAGCCCGUUGGGGAGUUGCAGCGAUGAGACAGCGAUGAGGCAAGAUAGUAAUUGAAAUUGGGAGAAAAAAGGGUGGCAAUUUUCUUUUUACACUUUUAUUUUAUUGAUACAGGUACAAACAUUGAGACUUUAGAGUGAAUGAGCCAUGUAUUUGAUCAUCAUGUCUGUUGUUUGGUGGGAAGAGAGGAACUUUUCUAAUUUUUCUGUUCGGAAUAUACUAGAGAGUGUAUGAAUUUGUUGAAAGUGUGUGGGUGUUGCAUUGAAUCCUGUAGGAGAAGCAUUGUUGAGUACUUUGUAGGAACAGCUCAGUGUGUGUGUGUGUGUGUGUGUGUGUGUGUGUGUGUGUGUGUGUGUGUGUGUGUGGUAUGACUCAAACCUGAAUCUAUGACAAAAGGUGUCUCAGAGAGCUUAGUCUCCUUGAAAAACAGACAUGUUUCCUGCUCUGUGGCACUAUCGACAUCUCCCACAAUUGAAGCACCUGCAUUUCCAAACACUCAGAGGUGUGUGUAGGUGUGUGUGUACUGCCUCGCCACCGGAAGAAGGGGUUAGAAAUGAAGGAUCACAUAAAUCCUACCUUGCUGACGGCUCAGAAAUGAAGUAUGGUAUUAUCCAAUGUUGACCCAAGCUUACAUCAUGAGCUAUUUCUGUGUUGCUUGGGCAGGAGUACAGAAGUACAACUGGAGGUUGACUGUGGUUAGUGGAUAAGAGCGUCUGCUAAAUGACGAAAAUGUAAAUGUAAGUGAUAUGCACAACCAUUUGAAAAAAAGAAUGUGAAUGUUUCGGUCAAUAGAUGUUCUCAUCAGCAGAAAACAAGUCUAUUGACCAAAACGUCCAUUUGAUAGUGUGGCGCAUACAAUACUUUUUUCUCUAAGCAUCGGGAGCAAUAGAGUGUACACCCGUUUUCAAUUGUAAAAGCAGAACAUUUGUUCUGAAGGCUCUCCCACAUAUCCUUUGCAAUCACAACUCAGGUCUUCUAUUAUUCAUGUAACGAGUGAAGGAGGGAACCACCCCACUUAUUUACUCUAUUCUCUUGAGAGAAAUGGUUUGUUCUCCAAUACAUGACUCCUCGAGAAAAACUGUUAUUCUAUAUUAAAGAGUAAUUUACAUUGCAACUUAUACAUUAAGACUGACUGGGGGACAAUCAAACAGAACUUACUGUAAUAGGAAUGUUGUUGUUUUUCUCGAUUGACAUUUGCAAUUCAUAAGCGGUAGGCCGUUGCGUGUCUGACGUCAACAAUAAUGUGCUUACACACUUCAGAAGAAUAUGCACAUUACGUGUGCACGUGCAGCUUGUGUGUUUGUGUGUUCGUGUGUGUGUUAAUGGUAUCCUUUUGGGCUGAAGUGUGUAUGCAUGCAGGGUUGGGUAGGUUACUUUCUAAAUGUAAUCCAUCACAGUUACUAGUUACCUGUCCAAAAUUGUAAUCAGUAAUGUAAUUUUUGGUUACCCAAACUCAGUAACGUAAUCUGAUCAUUUUUUGUUGUUGUAUUGCUUUCCCUUUAAGAGGCAUUAGAAGAAGACCAAAAGGAUCCAUCAAAUACAUUUGGUGUGUCAUCAUAGUGGUCUCUGAUUUAUGGUCAGACUCACUCAGGUGGAACAAACCUAAACUUGCACCUUUUUUCAAUGCUGAAUUGAAUGUCAUUGAGAAAACAGAAAGGGGUCAAUGUAUCAUUUUUUCUACAAACUUCCUUUUCUACAUUUCUAAAGUCAUCCAAUAAGUAAUCAACUAGUUUCUAAAAAGUAUCUGUAAUCUGACAAAAAAAUAAAUACAAAAUCUGGUAACGUAACUGAUUACACAUAGUUUUGUGUGUGUAAUCGGAUCACAUGUAACUGAUUAAUGUAAUCGGUUACUCCCCAACCAUAUAUGAACGUCAGUGACUAUUGCUAGUUGCCAACCAGCCCCAGCCUGGUCGUGUGUGUGUGUUAGAAGGCGCUGGCGGUGUUGCAGUUCUGGUUAAUCAGUGUGUAAAGUAGAGCCAGUAGAAUCUAGGUCUGCUGCUGCUGAUUAAAUAUUAACUGGGCUCGUGAGGGCUGCUUUAAGCUCAGCCUGAUUGGUAUAUCUGUUUGAUAAACCCUCAAGGAGCCGCAGCCCUCUGCUGUGGAGCUGAUCUUACUGUUUGAGUGGGCUGGAUUAUUAGAAUGGGUUGGAGUUGGAGAGGGGGAGGGGGAGAGGAAAAGAGAGAUGUUGAGUGUGUGCUGUGUGUUCAUGUAGCAGAUUGUGGACUGAUAUCAGCAUUAUGGUGCUCUGUGGCAUUGGUGGUGCCAGGAGAUAGCUAGGACAGAGACAGGACUGAGACAGGACUAGAGAUGAGACCAUGCUUGGGACCCUCCUGCAGAGAACAUUUUGUCUGACGCUUAGAGGCUGCAUGUGUGUGUGUGUGUGUGUGUGUGUGUGUAAGUGAGAGCUCUGAUCGCUGUGCUAGGGACAGGGAUCAGUGGAGGGCUAAUGACUGAUCCAACACACACACACACACACACAGACCCAGAGCUGAGGGCUAAUGGAGCCUGUGUGGCAGACAGAAGGCGGAUCAGGAGAAAUGGCCCGUGCCCUGUGUUCAGACUGUCCCUGUGGGUGAACAGACUGACACCAAAUCGCCUGUGUCCUCACUAGGGCUGUGGUAGUCAUGACAUUUUGUCAGCCGGUUAUUAUAGUGCAAAAGACUGCCGGUCUCACGGUAAUUGACCGUUAAUUAACAUAAACACGUUUAGCAUCUCCAGGCCUCCACACAUACAAGCAGUUGAUGUGUGCCUUUGGAACAUCUACAUUUAAAAAAGUAUAAUAAAUCAAUUUAAUAUAAACCAUGACAAUAAAUUCAUUAUUUAUUUUAGGAGAGUCUAAAGACACAUUAUGAGAUUAAGAUGUAUUUCUGAAGAACAGAAUAUCAGUUGGUCUACUCUAUGUUAUCUGGCUAUGCACUAUGCCAUAGGCUUGUUUAUUUAGCUGACAAGAUAUGCUUUAGUCCCAUGCUGUUAUUUUAUUUUGUAUGAUUUUAUAGUAAGAAGAAUAUAAUUGAACUUAGCUGAAUAAAAUAAAAAUGAUAUUUUUCCCAUUACGGAGCGAGUGCGCACAUGAAAUCAAAUCAAAUCAAAUUGUAUUUUGUCACAUACAAAUGUAGCGAAAUGCUUGUGGUUUUUUAGCACAUUUUGCGCCGAAUACAACAGGUGUAGACCUUACAGUGAAAUGCUUACUUACAAGCCCUUAACCAAAAAUGCAGUUUCAAGAAAAAUAAGUGUUAAGUAAAAAAUAGAUAGUAAAAAAUGUAAAUAACAAAUAAUUAAAAAGCAGCAGUAAAAUAACAGUAGCGAGACUAUAUACAGGGGGUACCGGUACAGAGUCAAUGUGCGGGGGCUCAGGUUAGUCGAGGUAAUUGAGGUAAUAUGUACAUGUAGGUAGAGUUAAAGUGACUAUGCAUAGAUGAUAAACAGAGAGUAGCAGCAGCGUAAAAGGAGGGGGGGACACUGCAAAUAGUCCGGGUAGCCAUUUGAUUAGCUGUUCAGGAGUCUUAUGGCUUGGGGUAAAAGCUGUUAAGAAGCCUUUUGGACCUAGACUUGGCGCUCCGGUACCGCUUGCCGUGCGGUAACAGAGAGAACAGUCUAUGACUAGGAAGCUUGGCCCCAGUGAUGUACUGGGCCGUACGCACUACCCUCUGUAGUGCCUUGCAGUCGGAGGCCGAGCAGUUGCCAUACCAGUCAGGAUGCAACCAGUCAGGAUGCUCUCGAUGGUGCAGAUGUAGAACCUUUUGACAAUCUGAGGACCCAUGCCAAAUCUUUUCAGUCUCCUGACGGGGAAUAGGUUUUGUCGUACCAUCUUCACAACUGUCUUGGUGUGUUUGGACCAUGAUUGUUGGUGAUGUGGACACCAAGGUACUUGAAGCUCUCAACCUGCUCCACUACAGCCCCAUCGAUGAGAAUGGGGGCGUGCUCGGUCCUCUUAUUUUUCCUGUAGUCCACAAUAAUCUCCUUUGUCUUGAUCACAUUGAGGGAGAGGUUGUUAUCCUGGCACCACACUGCCUAACACUCUUGUGUCGUCUGCAAACUUAAAUAUGGUGUUGGAGUCGUGCCUGGCCGUGCAGUCAUGGGUGAAUAGGGAGUACAGGAGGGGACUGAGCACGCACCCCUGAGGGCCCCCGUGUUGAGGAUCAGCGUGGCAGAUGUGUUGUUACCUACACUUAUCACCUGGGGGCGGCUCGUCAGGAAGUCCAGAAUCCAGUUAAAGAGGGAGGUGUUUAGUCCCAUGGUCCUUAGCUUAGUGAUGAGCUUUGAGGGCACUAUGCUGAGCUGUAGUCAAUGAAUAGCAUUCUCACAUAGGUGUUCCUCUUGUUCAGGUGGGAAAGGGCAGUGUGGAUCUGUUGGGGUGGUAUGCAAAUUAGAGUGGGUCUAGGGUUUCUGGGAUAAUGGUGUUGAUGUGAGCCAUGACCAGCCUUUCAAAGCACUUCAUGGCUACAGACGUGAGUGCUACAGGUCAGUAGUCAUUUAGGCAGGUUACCUACGGGUUCUUGGGCACAGGGACUAUGGUGGUCUGCUUGAAACAUGUUGGUAUUACAGACUCAGUCAGGGACAGGUUGAAAUGGCAGUGAAGACACUUGCCAGUUGGUCAGCGCAUGGUCGGAGUACACGUCCUGGUAAUCCAUCUGGCCCUGCGGCCUUGUGAAUGUCGACCUGUUUAAAGGUCUUACUCACAUCGGCUAUGGAGAGCGUGAUCACACAGUCAUCCAUAACAGCUGAUGCUCUCAUGCAUGCUUCAGUGUUGCUUGCCUCGAAGCGAGAAUUUAAGUAAUUUAGGUUGUCUGGUAGGCUCGUGUCACUGGGCAGCUCGCGGCUGUGCUUCCCUUUGUAGUCUAAAAGUUUGCAAGCCCUGCCACAUCCGACGAGCAUUGGAGCCGGUGUAGUACAAAUAAAUCUUAGGCCUGUAUUGACGCUUUGCCUGUUUGAUGGUUCGUCUGAGGGCAUAGCGGGAUUUCUUAUAAGCGUCUGGGUUAGAGUCCCGCUCCUUGAAAGCGGCAGCUCUACCCUUUAGCUCAGUGUGGAUGUUGCCUGUAAUCCAUGGCUUCUGGUUGGGGUAAGUACGGUCACUGUGGGGACGACGUCAUCGAUGCACUUAUUGAUGAAGCCAGUGACUGAUGUGGUGUACUCCUCCAGUAGCUUAAUUUGGGAAACCAAGUGAAAUCGGUUCAGGAACAAAGAAACAUAUUUCACCAAACUGUUGAUAGUCUGCACACUCGAGAAAGGAUAAAGGGGAGAGAGGAGGAUAUGGAAAUGUAUGGUGGUAAGAUAUUCUGCAUAGCUAAAGGUAAUGUGUCAUCCAAUUAAUUAUGAAAUUUCCUAUUACUAGGCUAUUCAAAAUCAAAUACAAAUUCUCUAAUUGUAGGCUAACUGUAAGCCGCCCUGCUCAAUCAAUGAACCAACAGCAUCGCCUAGGGCUAUACAUUCUCUCCCAGACUCAUGGAUAGAAAUUGUGGACCGUAGCAUAAGGUAACCAGUCCAUCCAGUAUGCAUAAUAAUACAGUCCACACUAAAAGGCUAGAACAAUUAUGUACCAAAGACAUCUUAAAUCAGUUUUGUUUUAUGUUUUUCUGCCAUGCAUAAUAUGCAGUAGGCUAUACAUUGUAUAAAGGCACAAUCAUAAUUUUUAUUUAAACAAAAAAAAAUCCUAUGCAUAUGCGCUCUAAUAUGCAUAUGAGGGUUUUUAAUUAAUCAUCACCUUAGAAAGCGCUGUCCAUUUCAUUGUAUUAGGCUUGGAAACAACAUCCACAACAACCAUGUUUUACACUGUUUCAACCUGCUGUUGAACUUCUGUCUUCAAAUUGAUCAUCACAGUGAGGUGAGUUUUAGAAGUACUAUAGGCCUACUAUUUUGAUGAUAUGUGUUUGAUGGGAUUUUCGAUUGCAUUUGCAUUGAUGUCAGAGUGGUUAGAGGGACAAUAGAGCCCUGAGUACCAGGCCAUUAGGACCCGAUGGUAGAGGCAAGUUGGGUACUACCAAAGCAUGUCCAGAGUGCAUAAAAGGUGAUUACCAUGACUCAACGAUCACGUGGAAUUUUACUACGGUCAUGACUCAUGACUUCCGAUGUGGCAGUAAUAUGGUCAUUGCAACUGCUAUAGUCCUCACACAGCCUGCCACAGCCACGGAGGGCUUACAAACGCGUGUGUGCUGCGUGUGUUUGUGUGUUCCAGAGAGAUGGGGAAAGAGAUAAAGAGGCAGAGAGAGUUAAAAAAGGUCACAUUCACAAAGAGAGCAUUUGCAUCCUGGCAUUUGUUCCUCCUGUCCUGUGGGAGCCAACCCUACACCCGAGAGAAGGAGCCUAAUAUGCCCAGUGAUGCAGAGGAGAGCAGAGAGGAGGGGGUGUAAUAACAAGAUCUUACUUAACUGAAUGUGUAUUGAUUAAUGCAACAGUCAUGCCGUAGAGUUAUCUUUCUGGGUGUCAGGUCCACUCCCUGUUUCAACUCCACUGAGAUCUUGUUGUUGUUGUGUGUUUCAGAGCCAGAUUGCCAGGAGCAGGAGAUCUUCCUGUGGCGGAAGGAUACAGGUUUUGGGUUCCGCAUUCUGGGAGGAAAUGAGCCCGGGGAGCCAGUGAGUAUCUCUCCACCAUUCCUCCACCAUGUCCCUUGUCUGUCACUGUUUAGAUUAGACGUGCCAAGGAAAAGCAAAGGGAUUCUAAAGGGACAUUUUCAUAUUGAAUCACUCCCCUUGCGGCACACCAUUCACUUAGACGACGAAACAUUCCAAAGCAAGACUGGAAACAUAAAACAUUCCUUGUAAUUCCAUCACGUGUUAAACACUAAACAGAGUUAUGAAUGCGUGUUAAUGAAUGCGUGUUAAAAGGGCAGCUAUAGUACUGAACCCUCAAUGGUCAAUUACAGCUUCAUCACUGUAUGUUCAUCACUGUAUGUCAGAGUCCCUGCCUUAGGGCUUUCUUUGUUAAGCUUCAAACACACACACUUUCACAACACUCAUUCUGUGUCAGAUCACAAUCACACUGUGAUGCUCAACCAACUACCAAGCACUGGCAGCCUCUUAGUCUUCCUUCUCUGUUCCAUCUGCAUCACUUUUUCUUUAAUAUGGAGUAGUAAAAAUCUACAGUCUGCUGUCUGUCUGUCUGACUGUGAGAGAUGACUGGUGCUGUGUGUUAGAUAAGGUAGGUCUGCAUGCUGGUCUCAGGAGGUUCAUUUAGACAGCUUGUUAGGGGAAGAAAGGGCCUUACCCAGAAGCCUUUGGUUCUGUGCCAUGUUUUUCUAAGGGACAUGAAGAGAGAAAAGUAGAGAAAAAAGAAUGAAGGCAAAGAGCGAGCGAUAGGGAGAGUGAGAAAUAGAGAGAUGCUGUAGGCAGCAAGCCUACCGCAGAGGUAUUAGCAGUUGUUAUUUGUGCCAAGGAUGCUCCGCGGUACACCCUGUACUCAUUUCCUACAGAAACACACACACACUCACCUCUCCCACACAGUAAGACCAGCACUAUCAAUUCUACAGCCUCAAUAGACUACAAUGGCGGCUUUGGCCUUCUUCAGUUACUACUAACAUGGUCAAAAGGCACCGAGCAUUUUGGAUGGAAUGGAACAUAAAAAAGGGUUUUAUUUCACUGUGCUGUAUUGAACUUGAACUACAAGUGAAGUACAGGGCUAAUGUAUCUGUAUUACGUUUUGUAGAUCUACAUUGGCCACAUAGUGAAGUAUGGUGCAGCAGAUGAGGACGGGCGCCUGCGUUCGGGGGACGAGCUCAUCUCUGUUGAUGGCACGGCGGUGGUGGGGAAGUCUCACCAGCUGGUGGUGCAGCUGAUGCAGCAGGCCGCCAAGCAGGGCCACGUCAACCUCACCGUCCGACGCAAGAGCUCUGGAUACGGAGGUGAGGACAGGUCACAGAGACUACACAGCCAUAUGCACACUCAGCCACACACUCAACAACAGCAGCCGCCUACACUACCCACACAAGCCUGAGACCAAGUGCUUAGCGGCUCAGUUAACUAUCACUAGCCCAUGCCAAAUGUGAGAAAAACGACUUUGCAUGCUGUUUGAAUGUUGUUUGUAUAUUUGCCGAACACCUUUUUUGUAUUGCCCGUCCUCCUUCAUCCCCCCUCCUUCCUCCGUCUCUUCUUCAGUUUCAAAAGGGGAGGGUGACGUGCCCCCGUCCCCUGCCUCGUCCCACCACAGCAGCACCCAGGCACCCUCCCUGACGGAGGGCAAGCGGACCCCCCAGGGCAGCCAGAACUCCCUCAACACGGUCAGCUCCGGCAGUGGCUCCACCAGUGGCAUCGGUAGUGGGGGAGGAGGUGGCUCCGGCAGUGCUGUGGUCACCGCAGCCCUGCAGCCCUAUGACGUGGAGAUCCAACGUGGAGAGAAUGAGGGCUUCGGAUUCGUCAUUGUGUCGUCUGUCUCUAGGCCUGAUGCUGGGACUACUUUGGGUGAGUGGGAUGGGCAAUGCUACGCUGGGCUGUGUUAUGGUGAGCUGGGCUUUGCUACUACCAGAGUGGGCUAUGAUGGGUUUAGUUGGAAUAUUUUGUUCUCAGAUUGGUCUGAGAACCAGUUUUAAUUUGCUAUGGGUUGAGCUGGGUUGAACUGGGUUGAACUGGGGAAUAAUCUGGUAAAAUAUCCUGUAAUCUGGGCAAAGACUGAUUCUUCUGCUUGACUUUACUGUCGUCAUUAGUCUAUAUCUACAGUAUUAACAAUAUUUUCUGAAAAACAACCCUUUAAGGGUUAAUUUACACUUGAAAAGCAUGUAUUAAUAAACAGCCACUUGAAAAGUUCUCAGGUGAUUGAGUAGUAGCUAAGCCUAAUAACCACAGAACACUCCCCCUGAUGUUAUCCAGACAGCCCAUUUCCUUGUGUUAUCAAAAGUCCCUCUCAAAGUUUACAAAGUGAGACAGGGAAAUAGUGAUGCACCAGUGCGUGAAACUGCCUGAGUCUGCCAAGCAGCACUCCAGUAAACACACAACCCUAACAAUGCAUCAACACCACCCGCCACUCAGCGACAUGAUUGAUGUCAUUUCUUCGGGGUGGAAUUACAAUAUUUUGACAGUCACUCCUCAUUGAGUUCCCACCUUCUCUAUGACUAGCAGGGGAGUAGUUUCUGAUGGGAGUGGACUUAAUGGCACAGCCCGAGGUCACAAAAUCCAUAACCAUGAGCUUAGGAAAACAGAAAUCUCUUUAUGUGCCCAGGCGCAUUCACCACCGGGGAUAACUGGCUGGCUGAUGCUUUAUCAAAAACACCAUCAACACCGAUUCAGAGGCAGAAUUGCGACAUGGUCGGUUCUGGCUGAUUCACUCAGCAUGUAAUUGAAGUUGGACUGAGCACAUUCUAUAGUUGUCCAUAAUGUUUAUGUAUGAAGUAAAAAUUGUGAAAUUGGCCCCAUUAAGGUCACUCAGCCGUCAAAGAGGGAUUUUAAGCCGCAGGGCCAGACUGAUUACCAGGAUGCGUACUCAGAGCAUGUACUGACCAGCUGGCAAGUGUCUUCACUGACAUUUUCAACCUCUCCCUGUUUCAAGCAGACUACCAUAGUCCCUGUGCCCAAGAACGGCAAGGUAACCUGCCUAAAUGACUACGGGUCCAUAGCACUCACAUCUGUAGCCAUGAAAUGCUUUGAAAGGUUGGUCAUGGCUCACACCAUCAUCCCAGAAAUCCUGGACGCUCUCCAAUUUGCAUACCGCCCCAACAGAUCCACAGAUCUCUAUUGCACUCCACACUGCCCUUUCCCACCUGGACAAAAGCAACACCAACGUGAGAACAAUGUUCAUUGACUACAGCUCAGCCCUCCAAGCUCAUCACUAAGCUAAGGACCCUGGGACUGAACACCUCGCUCUGGAUCCUGGACUUUCUGACGGGCUGCCCCCAGGUGGUGAGGGAAGGCAACAAUACAUCCGCCACACUGACCAUCAACACGGGGGGCCCUCAGGGGUGUGUGCUUAGUCCCCUACUGUACUCGCUGUUCACCCAUGACUGCAUGGCCGCGCACAACUCCAACACCAUCAUUAAGUUUGCCAACGACACGACGGUACUUGGCCCGAUCACCGACGACGAUGAGACAGCCUAUAGGGAGGAGAUUAGAGACCUGGCUGUGUGGUGCCAGGACAACAACCUCUCCCUCAACGUGAGCAAGACAAAGGAGCUGAUCGUGGACUACGGAAAAAGGAGGGCCGAGCACGCCCCCAUUCACAUCGACGGGGCUGUAGUGGAGGGGUCGAGAGCUUCAAGUUCCUUGGUGUCCACAUCACUAAGGACCUAUCAUGGUCCAAACACACCAACACAGUCGUGAAGAGGGCACGACAACACCUGUUCCCACUCAGGAGGCUGAAAGGAUUUUGCAUGGGACCUUAGAUCCUCAAAAAUGUUUUACAGCUGCACCAUCGAGAGCAUCCUGACUGGUUGCAUCACCGCUUGGUAUGGCAACUGCUCGGCAUCCGACCGCAAGGCGCUACAGAGGGCAGUGCGUACAGCCUAUUACAUCACUGGGGUCGAGCUUCUUGCCUUCCAGGACCUCUAUACCAGGCGGCGUCAAAGGAAGGCCCUACAAAUUGUCAAAGACUCCAGCCACCUAAGUCAUAGACUGUUCUCUCUGCUACCGCACGGCAAGCGGUACCGGAGCACCAGGUCUGGGACCAAAAGGCUCCUUAACAGCUUCUACCCCCAAGCCAUAAGACUGCUGAACAGUUCAUCAAAUGGCUACCCGGACUAUUUGCAAUGACCCCCUUAUUUUGUUAUGAUUUUUUAUAAUUCUUUGCACGGACUCUUGCACAGGCUCAAUGUACACUCACUGGACUCUAGCCACACACCCACACAUACUACACUGACACUCCAACACACACACACACACACAUACAUAUUGAUGCCACACACACACAGAUAUAUUCACAUUCCUUCACACUCUUCACAUAGUCUGCUGCUACUCUCUGUUUAUUAUCUAUGCAUAGUCACUUUACCCAUACCUACAUGUACAGUGGGGAGAACAAGUAUUUGAUACACUGCCGAUUUUGCAGGUUUUCCUACUUACAAAGCAUGUAGAGGUCUGUAAUUUUUAUCAUAGGUACACUUCAACUGUGAGAGACGGAAUCUAAAACAAAAAUCCAGAAAAUCACAUUGUAUGAUUUUUAAGUAAUUAAUUUGCAUUUUAUUGCAUGGCAUAAGUAUUUGAUCACCUACCAAUCAGUAAGAAUUCCGGCUCUCACAGACCUGUUAGUUUUUCUUUAAGAAGCCCUCCUGUUCUCCACUCAUUACCUGGAUUAACUGCACCUGUUUGAACUCAUUACCUGUAUAAAAGACACCUGUCCACACACUCAAUCAAACAGACUCCAACCUCUCCACAAUGGCCAAGACCAGAGAGCUGUGUAAGGACAUCAGGGAUACAAUUGUAGACCUGCACAAGGCUGGGAUGGGCUACAGGACAAUAGGCAAGCAGCUUGGUGAGAAGGCAACAACUGUUGGCGCAAUUAUUAGAAAAUGGAAGAAGUUCAAGAUGACGGUCAAUCACCCUCGGUCUGGGGCUCCAUGCAAGAUCUCACCUUGUGGGGCAUCAAUGAUCAUGAGGAAGGUGAGGGAUCAGCCCAGAACUACACGGCAGGACCUGGUCAAUGACCUGAAGAGAGCUGGGACCACAGUCUCAAAGAAAACCAUUAGUAACACACUACGCCGUCAUGGAUUAAAAUCCUGCAGCGCAUGCAAGGUCCCCCUGCUCAAGCCAGCGCAUGUCCAGGCCCGUCUGAAGUUUGCCAAUGACCAUCUGGAUGAUCCAGAGGAGGAAUGGGAGAAGGUCAUGUGGUAUGAUGAAACAAAAAUAGAGCUUUUUGGUCUAAACUCCACUCGCCGUGUUUGGAUGAAGAAGAAGGAUGAGUACAACCCCAAGAACACCAUCCCAACCGUGAAGCAUGGAGGUGGAAACAUCAUUCUUUGGGGAUGCUUUUCUGCAAAGGGGACAGGACGACUGCACCGUAUUGAGGGGAGGAUGGAUGGGGCCAUGUAUCGCGAGAUCUUGGCCAACAACCUCCUUCCAUCUGUAAGAGCAUUGAAGAUGGGUCGAGGCUGGGUCUUCCAGCAUGACAACGACCCGAAACACACAGCCAGGGCAACUAAGGAGUGGCUCCGUAAGAAGCAUCUCAAGGUCCUGGAGUGGCCUAGCCAGUCUCCAGACCUGAACCCAAUAGAAAAUCUUUGGAGGGAGCUGAAAGUCCAUAAUGCCCAGCGACAGCCCCGAAACCUGAAGGAUCUGGAGAAGGUCUGUAUGGAGGAGUGGGCCAAAAUCCCUGCUGCAGUGUGUGCAAACCUGGUCAAGACCUACAGGAAACGUAUGAUCUCUGUAAUUACAAACAAAGGUUUCUGUACCAAAUAUUAAGUUCUGCUUUUCUGAUAUAUCAAAUACUUAUAUCAUGCAAUAAAAUGCAAAUUAAUUACUUAAAAAUCAUGCAAUGUGAUUUUCUGGUCUCUCACAGUUGAAGUGUACCUAUGAUAAAAAUUACAGACCUCUACAUGCUUUGUAAGUAGGAAAACCUGCAAAAUCGGCAGUGUAUCAAAUACUUGUUCUCCCCACUGUAUAUAUUACUUCAAUUACCUCGACUAACCCGUUGCACAUUGACUCGGUACCGGUACCCCUUGUAUAUAGCCUCGUUAUUGUUAUUUUAUUGUGUUACUAUUUUUCCUUUAGUUUAUUUAGCAAAUGUUUCUUACUUACUUUUUAAAACUCUGCAUUGUUGGUUAAGGGCUCGUAAGUAAGCAUUUCACGGUAAGUUCUACACCUGUUGUAUUCGGCGCAUGUGACAAAUACAAUUGUAUUUGAUUUGAUUUAAAUGUCCUCCUCUGAACAAAUUUGGUAUCAAGUUCCCUCUGAGUUUGCAGCACCAAUAUUGCUCCAAGGUCUCUUUACACAGCCUACCUGAUGACCAGGAAGAUGUAGCAUGGUGUAAAACAUGCUAUAGGGCCUGGAUACUAUCAAAUAUAUGUUUUGUUAGCUACUGUGCAGUGCAAAGGGCCCGGUUCCAUUGAUCCUGUAGGUUAUGGUUGAAGCCCCAUAAAAUAGAAAGUAGAGGUAGAGGAUGUUGAGGUAUCAUUUAUACAAGCAGGAGAUAUCCCACUGAGACUUGAUGUCUUGCUUUAUGGGCGACUUGAAUAUGCUCGUCAGCACUGUCUGCAGCUGGGUCCUCAGACUCAGUGACACUUCUGUCUCUGGUUGUGUCUCAAAUUAUACCCUAUAUUCUCCAUGUAGUGCACUACUUCUGGCCAGACCCCUAUAUUCUCCAUGUAGUGCACUACUUUUAGCCAGACCAGAGCCCUAUGUGGGAAUCGUUUGAGAGUCUCUUCCCAUCUCAUUGUGGGGAUGGGAUGAAUUAAUGUGCUGAUGGGGAUGUUUCUCUACCAAAUCUUCCCCUCCGCUAGCGGAGUUCCAACAUAGAGAUAAUGAGAGGGAAUAUUGAAGGAGGGAAAUUGAUCACAAAUGGAUGGAUGUGCACUAUCUAUGGAUUAUUAGUUUGCCUGAGAGGGCCAUAGAUGUUUGGGUAUUGUAACGGACAAAGUGCUUUCCACUGGCUCUAUCCCUCUCUCAGACAUCAUACUAUGCAAACCCCUUUUCUCCCACCAGCCCAGCCCACCAUUGUGAGCUGCUGUGCGCUGGUGUUGUGUUCAGCAGAUUGGGUAUUACAUCCUGGGUAUUUGUCACACCCAGUAAUGUCCCAUAUCUCAUUAUUUGGAUAGAGUGGCAGGACACAAGUGCAGUUUUUAAUCAAGAAGAAGGGAGGGGAGCUUGGAGCGCAAGGUGAUGUGAUAAAUAUGGAUGUGGGAGGGAGGGAGGGAGGGAGAGAGAAGGGAAGGAGAGAGAGAGAGAGAGAGAGAGAGGGAGAGGGAGGGAGGGGAAGGAGAGGAGAGGAGAGAGAGAGAAAGCUCCCUAGAGUCUGUUCAGAGCUGCUCUGUAAACAAGAUGUGCUGUAUUGAACGCUGUCACUCAGCUUGUACAGCUUGUAUUGCUUUGCUUGCGUAGCACGCAGUAUGCAAACAGUCCCAUGCAAUGCUAGCAUUUCUCUGUCUAUAGCCUCUCUGAUAUAGUGUGCGUUUCUCUCUUGACAUCAGUGAGGAGCCUGAGAUUUCUGAGUGUCAAUCUUUAGGAAUACAUCUCAUUCUCUGAGCCGUUCCAAGGCCCAGAAACCAAACGACACCUCCAGCAUCUAACCACCAGUUCCAGGUGAUUUACGUCCCAUUAUUAACGCAUCAGGGGUGCAGAGGACGACAGCAGAGACAAAGACAGAGCCCAUGAAUUCUUUAAUGACCACACAAUACGAGUCUGUCCACCAAUAGGGAUUUAAGCUGUGUUCCGCAUGCAUGCUCUGUGAUUGCACCCUGUUUCCAGCGCAACGGUUGGCUGGUUCUUGGAUAGUCCUCUCUGGGUGAAUGGCCUAAGUUGGUUUGGAUGAUUAACCCUUUGUUUCAUUUUCUCUCUUUUUUCCUUCUCUCUUUCUUUUCUCAUAAUCAAAUUACGUAAUCAAUAACCAAAUCACACAAACACACACACUACACAUUAUCAUUAGCUGGAAAUGCAUGUGUGGCCAUGCCCCACAAAAUAGGGCGCAUCAUCGAGGGGAGCCCUGCGGACCGCUGUGGGAAGCUGAAGGUGGGCGACCGCAUCUUGUCCGUCAACGGCUGCUCCAUUACCAACAAGUCCCACUCGGACAUCGUCAACCUGAUCAAGGAGGCCGGGAACACAGUCUCUCUGAGGAUCAUUCCUGGUGACGGUAAGACUUUGUGGCUUUCUGCUCUGAGCUGUUUUAUAAUGCAGUAGGGAGGUGACUUAUUCAUGUGCCUAGUGGGAGUCAAUGGGCAUCACUGCUCUGCACUGGCAGAAGCACUUUACAUCAACCUGGGGAGCUAGCUAGCGCUACGAGAGGCCAUGCUCCCUGCCCUGGCUUCGAACUGGGAGAGGGUUGGGACUGUGAAUGAGUAGGAGGAUGAUGCCACUAGAUAUGUAUCUAUAGUCAGUUUUACCUUUCCCCCCUUUUAUGGGUAAGGUUGGAAUAUGGGGAGGGCAAGCUGAUCAGUAUGUGUGUGUUGAUUGUGGUACAGUGUAUGUUAGGCAGACUGAUAAUGUCAUUUUGAUGUACUGCAGUCUGCCAGUUUGGUAAUAGCUGCCAGUUUGAAAUGAAGAGAUUAGAAACUCAGUAAAAUGUGUUUUCUGUGUAAUCACUGCUCCCUGUCAGUGUUAAUCUCCUCAGUCUGGAUGGAACAAGGUGACAGGAAGUGCAUACGUAAUACUUGUUAUGGCAGGAACAGGCUGUGACAGGAAAUUGGUCCAUCCUCAUGAGUAGGCAUGUGUUGAGUUGUGCCAUGUCCCAGAACAACAAUACAACCUGCCACUAGAAUGGCCUGUCAUUGGCUGAGCUGAGAGAUUUGUGGAUCAAUGAGAGGUGUGUGUGUGUGCUAGGUUUGCUGCUCUGCCUCUAAAGGGCCCUCCAGAAAAGCUGGUAAAAUGUAGCUUCAUUAAGAUGGGAGGAGAGCCAGGAGCACAUACACAUACACAUACACAGGAGGAGAGAAUGCAAAACUAGUCAUUAAACAAAGCAUGGCAGUUUGUUUUAACGACCACAAUGAUAGCAUCUAUUUAUAGCCUGCUGUUUUCUCGAAUGGUAAAACAACACACUUGUUGAUAGAAGCCAUGCAGCCACAACCUUCCCCAACUAGACUGUGUAAUUUUGUGUGGCGACGUUUGUUGUUGAACCGUUCAGGUUGUGCUCCCCAUACUGCUUCGUGAUCAUGGGGGAAGGCAGGCAGGGCAAACGGUAGCAAACGAGAGAGGGAUGAAUGAGUCAGGCUGGUGUUCUUGCUAACUUCAGGCAGAACCCCAUUCCAUCUAUAAGGAACCAAUGUGGGCUGCCGUGCUGUGGCUUGUGGUGCAGCACCAUUCUAUUCUCAAGAAGGAAGGACGAUUACCCCUGGAGUUGAAAGAAAAACAGAACGAUGGAAGAAGAGAGACUUGUUUUGAUUUGAUGAUCCUGUGUAGAGUGGAACUGGUGUUGUCUGUGAGCAAAAUGGUAGAUCACAACAUCGUAGGCAGUUACCAUCAGGUUGAACAGAGCAGCCUUGAGGUGAGACUGUGUUUUCUGGAGGGCAAAACUCCUGUAUGGAAAUGUGUUGUCAAAGACCCAGUUACGGCUCAAAAAACAUUGUUUAGCAGAAGAGUGAUUUUAGAGCAGAUUCAUUUGUUUUUUUUCUCUAUGAUAGAAGCCAUCAUACCAGAAUCCAUGUAUUACUCACAGAUUAGAGGUCAUGACCACUACCCAUAUUCCUCUGCUGUGUUUCCACAGAGUCCUCCAACGCAUCUCUGUUGACCAACGCUGAGAAGAUUGCCACCAUCACCACCACGCACACACCCCAAACUGCCACGGAGCCUCGGUUAGUGUCCAUGACGAUCGCAAUCCAUAAACAGGCUUUUUUAAAUAAAAUGUAUAAUACAAUCAAUUGCAUGAAAGAUGACUUCUAUAUGAAUAUGACAUAUUUUCAUAUCUGUGUGUUCGUAUGAAUGAUUACAUUUUCCAGGAACAACUCAAAGUCGAAACAGGCUCCUCCUCCACCUCCUCCAACACAAGCUCAGCCCUCACAGGUAAAGACAGACAUUUUCUAUCGGUCUGUUUCAAUCAAUCACCAGCAUGAAGCAAUCAGUAAAUCAUCACUUCACAAGAACACACAGUGCAGCUUCAACCUUUCAAAUCAUCAAAGCAAUCAAUCAAUGAAUCAGUUAAUCAAUAAAAGAGGGAGGAAGAGGGACAGUACCACAGCCAAACUUUGAUGAGUGCAGUAAGCCUGAGUCCAGCCAUUGCGGUGCCCUUUCUCCGUGAUCUGCACAGGCAGCAAUAAUUAUUCAUUGGUUCCAGGGUGUUGUACCUCCAAUCAAUUUUGUGUGGUGCUUUACAGCUCAGGUGGUAGAGCAUAGCGCUUGUAACGCCAGGGUAGUGGUUUCAAUUCCUGGGACCACCCAUACGUAAACAUUUAUGCACGCAUGACUGUAAGUUGCUUUGGAUAAAAGUGUCUGCCAAGUGGCACAUAUUAUAUUAUUAUGUGAGUUUUUGCUGGAUGUGACUUGAUUAGUCCUGAAGUUAGGGCUCACGUCAUGACACCCCUGUUGGCCCAUGAUUUGUGGGUAUUUGCACAUCCCCCUCCUCUGUAAAUAUGUACUUUUCUGUCUCUCUCUCUCUCUCAGGAUGCCGAGUUCUACUCUGUGGAUCUGGAGCGGGACAGUAAAGGUUUUGGGUUCAGCCUGAGGGGAGGACGGGAAUAUAACAUGGACCUAUAUGUGUUGAGACUGGCUGAGGAUGGGGCAGCUGUCAGGAAUGGCAAGAUGAGGGUAUGCGCCAUGAAAAGAUUAUAUCAACAAUUGGAGGCCUGCCCCUCUAUUGUACUUGGAUUAUAAUAUUUAUGUCAAAUAGACAGUUCAGCUGUCCUGGGUUCAAUUCUCUGGUUGUCUCAAUAAACCUCCCCCCUCCUCUCUCUCUGCACACAAAGGUGGGAGAUGAAAUCCUGGAGAUCAACGGCGAGAGUACAAAGAACAUGAAGCACGCACGCGCCAUCGAGCUGAUCAAGAAUGGUGGCCGGAGGGCACGCCUGGUCCUCAAGAGGGGCGAUGGAUCUGUACCUGAAUAUGGUGGGUGGAGAUGUGAUGUAUGUUCCCUCCAUACUAUGACUAACAUUACUGCCUCUGACUACUAACUAACACUAAAGGCCCCACACACAGGGCGGACUGUAGUCUGCAGUUUCUUGUUGCUGUGAGCAGGAUUUCUCUGAGUGGAGCAAUGCUUGUGUCUUCAGUGUCCCAAUCCAGUGCUUUAGAAUUGAUUAUAUCAUACCAACAUAAGCUUGCAUUAUGUCUUAUAGUCUUUGAUUAACAAAGGAUUUUCUGAAUAUUUUCUAUCCCAGUGAUGUCUGAAUGACAUUUAAUGUUAUUGCUCCUUCAUCAGUGAUUUAUUGGCCAUAGUAUGUAAUGUUCCUUUUGCUAUGUAAAUCAAGUCUUGUUAUCGUCCAAAAACUGUAUGUUCUGCUCACUCUAAUCUGGAAUUGUUUCUCCUUAUUUCUGCUGAAAAAGGUCAAAGGAUCCCACUCAGCCGUCAAUUUGAUAGGUUUUCCUUUUCUGUGCCAGACAGAACUACAUUUCUCUUUCUCUUAUCUCCAUUGAGGAUCUAAGCCCUCUGUUUUCUCUAUUUUUGUUUAUUUUUCUCUCUUUUUCCUCUCCACUUCUUUUCUCUGGGCUCUUCCUCCUCCCUCCAGCGAUGAUGGCUCCUCAUCUCGCUGUUGGUACUAUGAGAAAUGACAAGAUGGGAGAGCCCUGUUUCUACCUAAUGGGCCAAAAUCAGUCCACGGUUUGUAGCCAAGUCUGUUCCAACCCACCCUCCUAACCCUUUACCCUUUACCCUCCACCCCAACAUCUCUUACCUACUUAACCCAUCUCCCUCUACCAUCUUCCCCCCUCUCCCCCUACCUGCACCUCCCUGGGUAUGUGUUUGGUGCUGUGUGGCCUGGCUCACUCCUCAACCUGUACUGUGCUUUCAUGGCCCAUGUGAACCCAUUCACACAGAAUGCACUGCUUCUCCUCCUCCCACCUCUGAAUGGAUUCAUGUCACUGCUCGCCUCCUGCUGCUACCAUAACAACCCCUAAUUGGGCAGAAUCAUGGGCAGAAUGCUCUCCAGUUUUUUUGUUUUGUUUUCUCCUCUGUCAGGCUCUUUGUUUUUCUGUGGUUCCCAUUCCCAAUGAUGAUAAUCGAAUUGUUUAUCAUUUUGCUUUUAACGUCAUAGCUGCUUGUUGUGUCAUUGAUAACACCAGCUCUCCACUUGCAAUGUUUUGCAUCUCUUGUGUUGCUGCCACCUACCUGGACCAACCCAAUGCUCUCAUAGAAAAUAUACUGUAGCAAUUGUUUACUUUGAUGUAAUUUAGUUUGAGGAUCAAAGUAAGUCAUUUGUGUACAAAUUUGAAUAAACUCAUCCUUGAGUUUUUUUUAUUGUCCCAAUUUGCAAACAAGUCACUGUUUAUGGAAGUACAUGGCAGCACAUGGUUUCCAUAAAAAUGGCUGUAUUGACUCAAUACAGACAUAAGCAAUAUCUGUAUUGCUUGUAUCUGUAUUGACACAAGCAAUUUGUGGGAAUUGUCUGAGCUACCAAGCUUAUAUUAUUUAGUUAGCUUAAACUCCAUCCCGUCUGAGAAUGUCUCUCAUGUUCUUCUUUUGUUCUCAUACAGACUCCAGCCAUGACAGGCACUCUCCCACACCCGGGGCACAAAACUCUCCGGAAGUGAGAACCCUGCCACCAAACAGCCGUUAUCACACCUCAUCGGAGUCCAGUUAUCCACCAGACCUUCACAAACCAUCACGCCACAAGGAUGCUGCGCAGGGCCGAGACAGGGACAGGAUGGAGCACCAGGGCCGGCACUUUAACCCCCACCACCAUCACACCUGGAACAACAACCACAGCCACACCACCCCCAGCCAACACUACCCUGAAAUCAGCGGCGGCAACAAUAAGAAGAGCCGGGGCCGCAAAGUCAAGAAGUCAGAGUCAGAGAGCGGCAUCUCAAAACUCUUAAAGACUCUGCGUAAGGACAGCUCUGGGAAGAAGGCUGCUGCUGCAGCAGCGGAGAAAGAACGAGAGUGGGAGCUCUCCGCCAGUACCAGUACUCUAGACCGGAGUUACGGUCGACCACGCCGCGUCUCCCUCGACCGCUCGCCCACCCGUAAACAGAACGCCUCCCCUGACCGACGGCGGGCCAAGUCCAUGGACCGCAGGGCGGAGCGAGCACACCGAGACCGCACACCCGAGAGGGAGUACAAUGACAGAGGGUUCCUCAGUCAUGCAGCUACUCCUGAACGACCACUCUAUGACCGCAGGCUCCUGAGGGAACCGCAGACCCCGGGCCGAGCCUACAUGGAGGCCACCACCCCAGAGCGCCCGAACAAAGGGGCUUCCUCCCUGUCUCUCUCCAGGGGGCGCACUCCCGACAGAGGCAGCCUGAAGAACGGCAACCUCCUGAGGGACUCGUCGGCUGAGACGAGGGAGGAGAGGUACGGGAUGAACGGAACACCAGAGAGACGCUACAGGUCAGAGAGAGACUCGUCUCCAGACAGCAGCUAUAGCAGGGAGGAGCUGAACUACUACAGCACACUGAAGAACAAUGCCUCCACUCACAACCACGCCGGCUACAACAACGCAGGACACCGCAACAACGCAGCAGCAGGACACAGCAAUGCAGUAGGACCAAACAACGCAGUAGGACACAACAACACAGUAGGACACAACAACGCAGUAGGUCGCGCCCCGAACCAGUUCCCCGAGCCUAAGAGAAGGCUUUACAAAGAGAGCCCCAAGGACCUCAGCAUCUGAGUGGACAGAGCCUGGCCCCUGGCCCCUGGCCUCUCACCCCUCAACCUGUCGAGACCACAGUACGUACACUGGAUUUAGACUUCUGAGGAGAUUAACUCAUGUGAUUUAUCCAAUCGCCUGGUUGAUUGAUUCAUUGAUUUGACUACUUGUGAUCCCAGACAGAGAUUCAUACCACAGCAGGAGUACAAUCUUUGUUUUAGUUCAUACUGUAUGUUUUGUUUCUGUUCUUAUUAUUUUGAGCAUAACUGAGGUUGUUAAUACUGUAGUGAAGGUAUGUGUAUGUGCCUAUCAAAUCACAAAUGGUGAUUUAGCAUAUUUUUUGGCAUUUCUGUUUGAAACCUCAGAGGGAACACAUACAGUCGCUAGUGAAAGUCUACACACCCCUUGCA